Molecule: messenger RNA, 2352 nt
Organism: Cercopithifilaria johnstoni
Lineage: Eukaryota; Metazoa; Nematoda; Chromadorea; Rhabditida; Onchocercidae
Source: the annotation of a GenBank genome assembly
AUGGGUGCUGUACCACCACCAGCUCAGUUGACAAUUCCAAAUGCUGCUGCUGUUGUGAGUGAUGCUGUGACCAAAGAUCUCGAACGCAAGAAGGAGGAACAGUACGAUGCUCUGAUGUCGAACGGUGGGAAAUCCACAACUGGCAAACCUGAACCGCGUAAGAAGAAAAUCUACGAUGACGAAUAUUUGGAGAAAGAUUCAGACGAUGAAUUGGAAUAUCAGCCCGUGCCUGGAAGUCCUGGGACAAAUGUAGCAUCUGCUGAUGAUGUUGUUAACGACGAUGAAGAGGAAGAUCCAUUGGAUGCUUUUAUGGCGGAUGUUGAUAAACAGGCUAAACAAGAUAAGGCAGAAAGUGAAAGAAAAGAUAAAGAACGAUGCUUAAAAAUAGAAAAGGGUGCUGAUUUAGAAGAAGAUAAAGAUAAGGGACUUGGUCGGGCGGACAUUGAUGAUGAGGAUAUGCAAGAAUCGUAUUUCAAAUUUAUGGAAGAAUAUAAAACAAGUACACUUGAGGAUGAAAUAUAUGAAUACGAUGAAGAUGGUAAUAUUAUUUGGACAUGGAAAAAAGUGAUCGAUCCACUUCAAUCGAUUGACCAUACAACAAUAGAAUAUGCACCAUUUAACAAAAAUUUUUAUCAUGAACAUGAACAAAUAAAGUCGAUGACAACGAUAAAAGUUUUUGAAUUGCGAAGCAGUCUGAAUCUGAAAGUAGCUGGUUUUAAUCCACCGAAGCCGGUCACUGCAUUUGCACAUUUUGGCUUUGAUGAGGCACUCAUGAAUGCAAUUCGAAAAUCAGAAUACGAACAUCCUACUCCAAUCCAAUCUCAAUCCAUACCGGCAGCGUUGAGUGGACGGGAUGUUUUGGGGAUAGCCAAAACAGGCAGCGGCAAAACAGUGGCUUAUCUGUGGCCAGCUAUCAUCCAUAUCAUGGAUCAGCCAGAUCUGAAGGAGGGUGAUGGGCCAAUUUCUCUAGUUAUUGUGCCAACUCGAGAAUUAGCAUUGCAAGUAUACCAAGAAGCUAAACGUUACUGCCGAGUGUACAACAUCAAUGUUGUUUGUGCUUAUGGUGGUGGAAACAAGUGGGAGCAACAGAAUGCGCUUACCGAAGGGGCUGAAUUAGUCAUUGCAACACCUGGUCGUAUAAUCGAUUUAGUAAAAAUUAAUGCAACAAAUUUUACUCGUGUAACUUUUCUCGUGUUUGAUGAAGCUGAUCGAAUGUUUGAUAUGGGUUUCGAGGCGCAAGUGCAAUCUAUAUCGGACCACAUACGUCCUGAUCGACAGUGCCUAAUGUUUAGUGCGACAUUUAAAAGUAAAGUAGAAAAAUUGGCCCGAGAGGCACUUACUGACCCAGUUCGUAUUGUGCAAGGAGAAGUUGGAGAGGCAAAUUCUGACGUCAUACAAACGAUUGAAGUGUUGGAAAAUGCAGAUGCGAAAUGGCAGUGGUUGUUAAAUCAUCUUGUAAAAUUUUCAUCGAUGGGAAAAGUUCUGAUUUUUGUCACGAAGAAAAUGAACGCGGAAGAUGUGGCGAAUCGUUUACGUGCGAAAGAUUUCAAACCAAUAUUGCUACAUGGUGAUAUGUUGCAAGCGGAGCGUAAUGAGAAACUGCAAGCCUUUCGGAAAGAUGCAAACAUCUUGGUUGCUACAGAUGUCGCUGCCCGUGGUCUGGAUAUUUCGGAAAUCAGAACAGUAGUAAAUUUCGACCUGGCGCGCGAUAUUGAUACUCAUGUACAUCGAAUUGGUAGGACUGGACGUGCGGGUCAGAAAGGAUGGGCAUAUACUUUGGUGCAGGAGAGCGACAAAGAAAUGGCUGGACAUUUAGUAAGGAAUCUAGAGAGUGUCAAUCAGAUCGUGCCUGAGUCAUUGCUCCAGCUGGCAAUGAAAUCAGCAUGGUUCCGUAAUUCUCGAGAAAGAGGAGCAAGUCGCCCACAACAAAGGCUUGGAUUAGGAUAUAAGCCGAAAGCAAAGGGUCCGCGCACAGACACAGCUACUACUAGCAUAUCUAGAGCUUUGAAUUUUGAGGAAGGUCAGAAAAAGGUGAAGAAUGUGCUCGACAUGGCAAAAGCUACUGAUGGAUCUACAAAUCGGUUGCAGGCUGUGAAAGCUGCCUUCAAGUCUUCGUUUAGCAGCACGUUUCGACCAUCAUCUAGCGAUGAAUGGGCAGCAAGUAGAGCUCCAGCAACUGAUCCAACCCCAGAAUGGAAAAGAAAGCUUGAAGAAGCUGCCGAAGCUGUAAACCGACAAGUUGCAGCUUCGAUUAAUAGUAGUUUUGCUACUCAUGAAGGAAGUUGCAAAAAAAAUACUAGCGCCAGUGAUGGCCCAACUUUUGGUAGCAAGAAGAGAUCACGAUGGCAUUAA